Molecule: messenger RNA, 4910 nt
Organism: Oncorhynchus masou masou (cherry salmon)
Lineage: Eukaryota; Metazoa; Chordata; Actinopteri; Salmoniformes; Salmonidae
Product: ligand-dependent nuclear receptor corepressor-like protein
Exons: 3
Coding region: 1-822 (273 amino acids)
Biological process (GO): regulation of transcription by RNA polymerase II
Cellular component (GO): nucleus
Molecular function (GO): DNA binding
Source: RefSeq, a predicted model, not a curated record
AUGAAUUGGGACAGUCCUCUGGUAUCAGUAGAGCCAGGCUGUAGACUUGGACGGAGGCAGCAGCAGCGUUGGGGAGCAGCGGGGGCGUACCAGACCGAGGAACACCAUGCCCAGAGGUCCAGUGAGCUGUCUGAGGGGCUGCUGUCCAAGGCUCUGAGAGACGUGAGGUCUGGUCGUCUCCAGGAGAACAGAGCUGCCCUUCUCUACGGGAUCCCCCUUGAAAUCCUGCGCUCAGAGCUGGGGGAGGAUGUGACGACGGCGGCGGCGCACGGCGAGGAGGUGCGGCUGGUGUUGCAGAGGGUGGCGGCCUGGGCGGAGCUGGGAGCGAGGGAGGAGAACGGAGAGAUGCUCUUCCUUCCCUCCUCUUCGUCUUCCCCUGCACUACCACCCCCACCACACCAUGGCACCACCACCACUAAUAUCGCUGCUACCUCUUCCUCUCUGCUGAGACUCCACCGCUCCCUCCUGCCCUCCCUCGACCUGCCUGACCUCUCACCCCACCACCGCUGCUCCUCAUUGGAUGAUCCUGAGGAAGGGGCGGAGCAUAGCGGGGAGAACAAGCAGUCCAGGAAGAGGCGCGGGCGCUACCGGCAGUACAACCACGACCUGCUAGAAGAGGCUAUCACCAUGGUGAUGGGGGGCAGGAUGAGCGUUUCCAAGGCCCAGGUGGUUUAUGGGAUACCUCACAGCACGCUGGAGUACAAGGUCAAAGAGCGCAAUGGAACCCUCAAGAUACCGCCCAAGAGGAGGCCCGUCAUCGUCACGACUACGACCGCACGGCAACCGCCGGACUCUGCCGGGUUCCACCGACUCAGGGACUAACGCUGCCACCAACAGGUUCUAGACUACAGAACAUUCGAGUCUAGAACCGACAACACUUUGAACUCCUCUCAACCUCCAACAGAACAGGAGAAUGUUUUGUGGGUCCAAUACAGAUUUUAUAAAAACUUCAUAAAUACUUCAUAAAUACUUCAUAAGUACUUGGUGCGUUUGGUUUGGUUUUCGCUUGACAUGCCGAGUUUGUAGAUUUCUGGACUUCUGGUACCAUUUGUUGCCUCAUCGAAGUAAAUCGAGCACACCUCCAUCUAUUUGACCAAUGUAUCAUAUUGACCCCCAGGUCUGAUGUUAAUCACAAGGCCUUUAUAAAAACAGACAGUUACAUUCAGGUCCCUGUGUGUCCAUGCAGACCAGGUUAUAUUACCCAGAAAUAGACUAUAAAACGAGAACGGCACUCUUCACGUCAGGUGUCUUUUGGUAUUAUUUAUUUAUAGCCCUUUUUUCUCCCCAAUUGGUAGUUACAGUCUUGUCUCAUCGCUGCAAGUCCCGGUCGAGAGCCAUGCGUCCUCCGAAACAUGACCCCCAACCAAGCCACACUGCUUCUUUGACACAGCGCACAUCCACAUCCAACCCGGAAGCCAGCCGCACCAAUGUGUCGGAGGAAACACCGUUACACCUGGCGAGCUGGUCAGCGUGCGCUGCGCCCGGGCCCGUCACAGGGGUCACGAGAGCGCGAUGAGACAAGGAUAUCCCAGCCGGUCAAAACCCUCCCCUAACCCGGACGACGCUGGGCCAAUUGUGCGCCGCCCCAUAGACCUCCCGGUCGCGGCCGCCUGCGACAGAACCCGGGCUUGAACCCAGAAUCUGUGGUGGCCUUCGACCACAGCGUCACCCGGGAGGCCCCUAAGUCAGGUGUAUUUUAAAUCCAAUCUUCAGGUCAGCUGCUUGUCCAUGUCUACCUGGUAGUUAAUUUGUCCCUGGUUUGGCCAGAGAGUCCACUGUACUGGACCUAGUUAAAGAUUCACAUAAGAUUGUAUACGGACGGAUGUUAUAUACAGCGUUGAUCCUCUGUCUUUUAAAUGUUCCUCACUGCUGCUGUAAACUCCCAUCUCUCUCUGUUUUCUAUCAUCUCUGGUAUUGGGCAUCUCAGAAGGAGCCGUUGUAUUAGCUAUUGAUCUCUCUCUCUGUUUUCUAUCAUCUCUGGUAUUGGGCAUCUCAGAAGGAGCCGUUGUAUUUAGCUAUUGAUCUCUCUCUCUGUUUUCUAUCAUCUCUGGUAUUGGGCAUCUCAGAAGGAGCCGUUGUAUUAGCUAUUGAUCUCUCUCUCUGUUUUCUAUCAUCUCUGGUAUUGGGCAUCUCAGAAGGAGCCGUUGCUAUUGGACCAAAACACAAUUUUCAGGGUGUUGGGGGGGGUUUCUGUAAUUCCUCCCACUUAAUGCUGCUCUUUCAUUAACCUCUCAGCCUGUCUAUCUCUGGUCUCAUAACGUCUCUGGUCUCACAACGUCUCUGGUCUCACGUCGUCUCUGGUCUCACAACGUCUCUGGUCUCACAACGUCUCUGGUCUCACAACGUCUCUGGUCUCACGUCGUCUCUGGUCUCACAACGUCUCUGGUCUCACAACGUCUCUGGUCUCACAACGUCUCUGGUCUCACAACGUCUCUGGUCUCACGUCGUCUCUGGUCUCACGUCGUCUCUGGUCUCACAACGUCUCUGGUCUCACAACGUCUCUGGUCUCACAACGUCUCUGGUCUCACAUCGUCUCUGGUCUCACAACGUCUCUGGUCUCAUAACGUCUCUGAUCUCACAACGUCUCUGGUCUCAUAACGUCUCUGGUCUCACAACGUCUCUGGUCUCACAACGUCUCUGGUCUCACACCGUCUCUGGUCUCAUAACGUCUCUGGUCUCACAACGUCUCUGGUCUCACAACGUCUCUGGUCUCACAACGUCUCUGGUCUCAUAACGUCUCUGGUCUCACAACGUCUCUGGUCUCACAACGUCUCUGGUCUCACAACGUCUCUGGUCUCACAACGUCUCUGGUCUCACAACGUCUCUGGUCUCACAACGUCUCUGGUCUCACAUCGUCUCUGGUCUCACAACGUCUCUGGUCUCAUAACGUCUCUGAUCUCACAACGUCUCUGGUCUCAUAACGUCUCUGAUCUCACAACGUCUCUGGUCUCAUAACGUCUCUGGUCUCACAACGUCUCUGGUCUCACAACGUCUCUGGUCUCAUAACGUCUCUGGUCUCAUAACGUCUCUGGUCUCAUAACGUCUCUGGUCUCACAACGUCUCUGGUCUCAUAACGUCUCUGGUCUCAUAACGUCUCUGGUCUCAUAGCGUCUCUGGUCUCAUAACGCCUCUGGUCUCAUAACGUCUCUGGUCUCAUAACGUCUCUGGUCUCAUAACGUCUCUGGUCUCACAACGUCUCUGGUCUCACAACGUCUCUGGUCUCAUAACGUCUCUGGUCUCACAACGUCUCUGGUCUCACGUCGUCUCUGGUCUCACAACGUCUCUGGUCUCAUAACGUCUCUGGUCUCACAACGUCUCUGGUCUCAUAACGUCUCUGGUCUCACACCGUCUCUGGUCUCACAACGUCUCUGGUCUCACAACGUCUCUGGUCUCACAACGUCUCUGGUCUCAUAACGUCUCUGGUCUCAUAACGUCUCUGGUCUCAUAACGUCUCUGGUCUCACAACGUCUCUGGUCUCACAACGUCUCUGGUCUCACAACGUCUCUGGUCUCAUAACGUCUCUGGUCUCACAACGUCUCUGGUCUCACAACGUCUCUGGUCUCACAUCGUCUCUGGUCUCACAACGUCUCUGGUCUCAUAACGUCUCUGAUCUCACAACGUCUCUGGUCUCAUAACGUCUCUGGUCUCACAACGUCUCUGGUCUCAUAACGUCUCUGGUCUCACAACGUCUCUGGUCUCACAACGUCUCUGGUCUCAUAACGUCUCUGGUCUCACAACGUCUCUGGUCUCAUAACGUCUCUGGUCUCAUAACGUCUCUGGUCUCAUAACGUCUCUGGUCUCACAACGUCUCUGGUCUCACAAGAUUCCUGUAUGAACCUCUACUUUCUCAACGACCACCCUGUGAAGGAUAACAACAAGCCAUUUACUGCUGAUUGGAACAGAAGGAUGUUUGUUUUUUUAACGGGACCUGAGACAUCUUUGUGUUGUUGUCACCCUCACUGAAUCCUCUUCUCUUAAACCUACAGAGUUUAAGAGACACUAUGAAGCCUAUAAGGUGCAUUUUUAAAGGGACACUUACAGGAUAUGAUCUAUUUUCCCCAGAGUCAGGUGAACUCGCGGAUACCAUUUUUUUAUAUGUCCGUGUGCAGUUUGAAAGAAGUUGCUAACUAGCGUUAGCGCAAUGACUGGACGCCUAUGGGAACAGCUACCAUUCUAGUAGGGGCAACGACUGGAAGUCUAUGGGGAUCGGAUCACAUGCUAGCAGAUACACAUAGACUUCCAGUCAUUACACCUACUAGAAUGCUAGUAGAUACCCAUAGACGUACAGUCAUUGCGCUAACGCUAGUUAGCAUCGGCUCACAAAACUACCUCGAACUACCUUCACAUUGGACUCAGGGACAUAAAAAUGGCAUCCACGCGUUCAUCCGGGGAAGUAAAUAACUAAUGCCGACGUCCCGAAGUAUCCCUUGAAGUUCCGUCGAGCCUAGCGCUGGGCGGGUAUUCCGUAUGUUGUUAUAUACCGGUGUUGAAGCUCGGACGGGUUGAGUUUUCACUCUGCCUUCUGUAACGUUUUUUUCAGUGUUUGGUUUGUUAAAUGUAAUACGCAACUCCGACGCGUAUAAUUUCCGUUUUAUAGUUCAAUUCGUUAUGCUUCUUGAGUCAUCGUUCUCCCUCUCCUGCAUGGGUUAGGGUUAGACUCACCCUCGUUCUCCCUCUCCUGCAUGGGUUAGGGUUAGGGUUAGACUAACCCUCAUUCUCCCUCUCCUGCAUGGGUUAGGGUUAGACUCACCCUCGUUCUCCCUCUCCUGCAUGGGUUAGGGUUAGGGUUAGACUCACCCUCGUUCUCCCUCUCCUGCAUGGGUUAGGGUUAGACUAACCCUCGUUCUCCCUCUCCUGCAUGGGUUAGGGUUAGACUAACCCUCAUUCUCCCUCUCCUGCAUAGGUUAGGG